Messenger RNA from Hippopotamus amphibius kiboko, 8126 nucleotides. RefSeq names its product TATA-box binding protein associated factor 8 (gene TAF8). The record is from RefSeq and is a predicted model, not a curated record. NCBI's taxonomy places the organism in Eukaryota, Metazoa, Chordata, Mammalia, Artiodactyla, Hippopotamidae. Gene Ontology annotation, molecular function: protein heterodimerization activity. Gene Ontology annotation, cellular component: transcription factor TFIID complex. Gene Ontology annotation, biological process: transcription initiation at RNA polymerase II promoter. Bases 6 to 938 code for a protein of 310 amino acids. The transcript is spliced from 9 exons.
GCAAGAUGGCCGACGCGGCGGCCACUGCCGGGGCUGGCGGCUCCGGAACGAGGUCAGGAAGUAAACAGUCCACUAACCCUGCUGACAACUACCAUCUGGCCCGGAGGCGAACCCUGCAGGUGGUUGUGAGCUCCCUGCUGACAGAGGCAGGGUUUGAGAGUGCUGAGAAAGCAUCUGUGGAAACACUGACAGAGAUGCUGCAGAGCUACAUUUCAGAAAUUGGGAGGAGUGCCAAGUCUUACUGUGAGCACACAGCCAGGACCCAGCCCACACUGUCAGAUAUUGUGGUCACCCUCGUUGAGAUGGGUUUCAAUGUGGACACUCUCCCUGCUUAUGCAAAACGGUCUCAGAGGAUGGUCAUCACCGCCCCUCCAGUGACCAAUCAGCCGGUGACCCCCAAGGCCCUCACUGCAGGACAGAACCGACCCCACCCGCCACACAUCCCCAGCCAUUUUCCAGAGUUCCCCGACCCCCACACCUACAUCAAAACUCCGACGUACCGUGAGCCCGUGUCAGACUAUCAGGUCCUGCGGGAGAAGGCUGCGUCCCAGAGACGAGACGUGGAGCGGGCACUCACCCGUUUUAUGGCCAAGACCGGCGAGACCCAGAGUCUUUUCAAAGAUGAUGUCAGCACGUUUCCAUUGAUCGCUGCCAGGCCUUUCACCAUCCCCUACCUGACGGCUCUACUUCCAUCUGAGCUGGAGAUGCAGCAAAUGGAGGAGACGGAUUCUUCGGAGCAGGACGAGCAGACAGACACAGAGAACCUCCCCCUCCACAUCAGCACGGAUGAUUCUGGAGCCGAGAAGGAGAACACCUCUGUCCUGCAGCAGAACCCCUCCUUGUCGGGGAGCCGGAACGGGGAGGAGAACAUCAUCGAUAACCCCUAUCUGCGGCCUGUGAAGAAACCCAAGAUCCGCAGGAAGAAGUCCCUCUCGUGAGCUGAGAAGGAAGCCUGCCUUGUACAGAGACGCGGAUGCCACCCUCCUGGGGGAGUUAGAGCCACCCAAGGGAAGAAGAGGGUGGCUGCCUCGGGGUCGAGCCCAGGCUGUGGGGUGUGACCGGGCAUGAUUUUAAUAGCAAACUGUCUAUUGAGGUUACCUCUUUUCACUGGAUGUUUGGGUUGAUGAAGAUACAAUGGCAACAAUGAGGUUUUUUUAAUCAACUGGGCCAUACCGUGGGGCACAGGAACAGCCAGUGACUUCAUUUAUGAUCAUGGAACUUGACUGCUUGAAACCUGGGAGACCAGGAAAGGUGGCAGGAAGAAAGGGCUCUUUGCCUGCUUUGCUCACGGCCAGAAAGACAGUUUGCUCAGUUUGUAUUUCAGGACACCUGGAUCCCCCUUAUUGGCUGACAAUUUGUGGCAGAAUGUAUCGUCCUAGAACCUCCUUCUUACUUCUCUCCUCACCCGGGCUCUAAGUGCCCUGUUGAGCUAAUCAAAGGGGACUUGCGCUCCUUGAACACAUUAGAAACAGGAGGCCCACCCAAUGCAGCCUCUCUCUGGGGCUGGCAGAAGUCAGGAGGCUUGAGCAGAUGCACUCGUGUGGAGGAGAAUGAAAGGCAGCACUGACUCUCAUCAGUAUCUGAUGAGGAAAGCUCCCUAAGGCAGGGUCGUGCCCUCUCCUGAGAGGUUGAUCAUUUACCGUCCUGCUGUGGAGCAGGUGCUUGGGAACAACCAAGUCCUGCCCCGUCCUGGGAAAAGAGGUUUGCUUUGACAAGAGCCUACAUCAGUGGAUAUAUUAUGCUGUGAUUUGAUCAAGGAAUCACUGAUUUUAUACAAUAGGAAAGGGAUUUGAUGGGGGUGGGAGGUAGCGGGGAUGAGAUUUUGAAGGCUGGCCUUGGCCUUGUGUUCUGAAAGCUAAGAAUCCUGGCCCGUCUGCUGGAGGCUGGUGUGGAUGGAAGUCCAUGUGCCCACCUUACAGCGGAAGUGGGCUGAGAAGAGGCCUGCACGUAUGAAUCCGUCCAACCUCUUUGCCUCUUUAUCCUUGAUGUGCCCUACAAACCAAAAAAGGAAGAUGCUGGGCAAGUGAUACCUUUUGGCUGGUCUCCAAAGGAAGAGGUUUUAAAACCAAGUCGGAGGAAGAGAAACGCCAGUGACACCUGGAAGUUAACACAAGGUAAAUGAGAUCCUGGGUUAGUGUCCUAAGGUCAGUAUUGAGCUCUCCCGAUGCUCAGCCUCCACAGUCAUCUCUUAAUCUUCCAACCUUUUGAUGAAUUUGAAAACUCGAAAAACCCAGUGACUUGACAGCAGGCUCCAUGUUCCUCUGGCCUCACUAUUCUCUAAGCAUUUCACCCCAUUGGCUGGAAGGAAAGCACUGCUCAUCAGUAACUGAAGAGAGGAUGCUGAGUAAGAAAAUCAGAUGCCCCAAAUAAGAGUUUUUCUGGUUUGCAGUGACCUGAAGCUCUUCCAGUUGAAGGUAGUCAGACGGAGCCUGUGCUGACCGCCUCCGAGUUUGUCAUUCAGCUCUCUCCUGGCUUGCUGUUCUCACCCGCUUCUGGGAGUGGUCAUCCCAGCAGUUCCACCUGUUACCAUCCCAAACAAGCACCUGUUAUAAGGCAUGAGGUGGGAUUUGGAAAAGAAUUGCCUUUUCUGCUGUUGAGAUUUCAGAGGCCGUGCUGCUGUAAUUCUGUUCUGAGACACUGGGAGAUGGUCGGACACCCUGAAACAUUGACCCGACUGUUGUGUAAAAACUGUGCGUAAUCCUCAAUGUAUAUUUAUAACUUUUUAUUUUUUAUAACUUUGGGGGAAUCAUGGAGGGAAAAAGUAGUCAAAGUCCGAUUAAGCAUGUGAUUUAUGAGCUCUCAAUCAAAGGUCAUAAUAAAAACUUUGUAAAUGAAACAGAACUAUAAGCUUUGAAGUUAAUUUGUAUGCAAAAGUUACAGCAGUUAGUAAGGCUGUAUACAAAUAAGGGUUAGCCCUCCUGUUGGACAAAGUACCCUUUUAAAACUGUCUAAAACUUUUUAUUUGGAAAAUCUUUAAACACAAAACUAGAGAGGGAGGUAUAUAUACUUUCCCUAUGUAUUCUUCACCCAACUUCAACAGUUAUCAACAUCUUUUCAAUUCUGUUUCAUCUAUUUCUUCUUUUUUUCUUUUAUUUUUUAUUCCUAGAGUAUAUUUUAAAACAAAUCUAAGAGCUAUGUCAUGUAAUCUGUAAAUAUGUUGCUGUGCAUCUCUGAUAGACUUUUUAAAAUUUUGUCAAGGUAAUUAUAUAUUGAGAGAAUAUUGCAAAAAAAAACCAAAAAAAUGUUCAGGGAGGUCCCAUGUAUCCUUCACCCAGUUCCUUCCUUGGUAGCAUCUCGAAUAACUGUACUAUAGUGUCAAAGGCAGGAAAAGGACAGUGAUACAAUCCACAGAGCUUAUUCAGAUUUCACCAUUUCAUGUGUGUGUGUGUGUGUGUGGUUCUAUGCAAUUUCAUCAUGUGUAGAUUCACAAUCAAGAUAUAGAACAUUGCGGGGGGGAUAAAUUGGGAGAUUGGGAUUGACAUGUACACACUACUAUAUAUAGAAUAGGUAACUAGUAAGGACCUACUGUAUAGCACGGGAAACUCUACUCAAUACACUGUAAUGACCUAUAUGGGAAAAAAAAUCUAAAAAAGAGUGGGUAUAUAUAUAUAUAUAUAACUGAUUCCUUUGCUGUACAGCAGAAACUAACAUAACAUUGUAAAUCAGCUAUACUCCAAUUUAAAAAAAAAAUAGAACAUUUCCAUAACCACAAGGUUCCUUCAUGCUGUCUCCUCAUAACCACGUCCACCCCUCACGUCUUCCUUAUCCCUGCCCCCAGCCACUGCUGUGUUCUCCAUCUCUAUAAUUUUAUUUAAAGAAUAUUAUGUAAAUGGAAUCAUAAGGUUUGUAACCUUUUGGAGUUGGCUUUUUUUCACUCAGCGUGAGUGAGAGCCAUCCGGGUGGCUGUGUGUGUCAGUAGUCCCUUUCUUUUUAUUUCUGAGUAGUGUCCCGGGGUUGGAUGUACCACCUCUGUUUAACCAUUCACACAAGGAGGGACAUCUAAGCUGUUUCCAGUUUGGGGCUCUCGUGAAUAAAGCAGCUAUGGACAUUUGUGUAUAGGUUUUUAUGUAAUCAUACAUUUUCAUUUCUCUGCAAUAAAUGCCCAAGAAUGCAACUGCUGGGUCCUAUGGUAACUGUAUGUUUCAUUUUAAAAGAAACAAACUCUUUUCUAGAGUAUUUGUACCAUUUUGCCUUCAUACUGGCAAUGUAUGAGUAAGCCAGUUUCUCCACAUCCCCACCAGUAUCGGGUGUUAACAUUUUUCAAAAACUUUUAGCCAUUCUGAUAGGUGUACGGUAACACUCAUUGUGAUCUUAAUUUGCAUUUCCCUGAUGGCUAGAUGUUGAACAUCUUUUCAUGUGCUUUUUUGCUGUCUCUAUAUCCUCUUUGGUUAAUUAUUCACUUAAGUCUUUUAUCCAUUUUCUAACUGGAUUGCUUCUUUGUUUUUAGGUUUCUUUAUAUAUUCUAGAUACAAGAACUUUGUCAGAUGUGUGGUUUGCAAAUACUUUCUCCCACUCUGUAGCUGGUCUUUGCAUUCUCUUCACAGAGAUCUUUUGCAGAGCAAAAGUUGCUAAUUUUGAUGAAAUCCAACGUAUUGAUUCUUUCUUGUAUGGACUGUGUUUUUGGUGACAGGCCUAAAAGCUCUUCAUUGAGCCGUAGGUCCUGAAGAUCUCUUUCUGUAUUUUUUCUAAUAUUUUUAUAGAUGUAUGUUUGUUUUAUGUUUUAGGCCUUGAUCAAUUUUGAGUAAUUUUUUAAGGGUUUUUUUUUUUUUUUUCUUUUUUUCUUUUUUUUUUUGCCAAGCUGCUUGUGGGAUCUUAGUUCCCUGACCAGGGAUUGAAGCCAGGUCCCUGCAGUGGAAGCAUGGAGUCCUGCACCACCAGGGUAUUUCCUUGAGCAAAUUUUUUUACAAGGUUGGGGUUUAGGUUGAGUUCACUGUUUUGCCUGAGGAUGUGUCCAACUGAUCCAGUAUCCUUUGUUGAAAAGUUACCCUUCUUCCACUGAAUGAUGUGUGUACCUUUGUCAAAAAUUAGGUUUUUGUAUGGGGGCCAUAUUUGUGUGGGUUGAUUAAGACCUUUUUUUUUUAAACACAAUCACCAUAUUAAUAUCACACUUAAAAAAUGAAGAGUGAUUUUAUAGUAUCCCCUAGUAUCCAGUUUAUAUUCAGAUUUUUCCAGUUGUCUCAAAGAUGUUUUUAUUUUAUUUUUUUUAAUAGUUGGCUGGUUUGAAUCAGGAUCAAAAUAAGAUCCACACGUGGCACUGGGUUUUCACAUCUCCUAAGUGUACGACCGUCCCUCCCAGCUCUGGCCUGGGAGUGAGGGUGCUUGGCCGGCCCCUUUCCUUUGUUUCUGAUUGCAAGGCUGUUAAAAGGUGACCAGUGACGUUCACUGAGAAACUCGUAACAAAGUAGGGGGACGGGGAGACAAGCGUAAAAGGACCUGGCCUUCCUGAGCUUUGUUUUUCUGGAAUCCUGAAGUCGCUCAACUUAGAGGCAUGUGGUUCAAUAAAACAAGACUCAGUGACACUUGUAUGUAUGGCCCCACGGCAACCUACCGGCUGUGAGAGUGAGGGCAAAUCCCUAAACAUCCAAGCCAGUUUCCUUAACAUGGGUAAUGAUACCUCAUCAGGAGGAUUUAAUGAGAACAUCUGUACCUGUGCUUUAUUAAUGACCAUGUUAUUCCAUUGCCAGACGUAUCUUUUUUCUUUUCUGUUGCCUUUAAAAUUAUGUACAAGCUAAUGAUAACGGAGGACCUGACCCUUGCCAGUCACUAUUCUAAGUGUCUUACACAUAUUGACUCAUUUCGUCUUCACAAUUACCUCAAAUGUAGAUGUUCUUCCUGUCCCCACUUGCAGUUGAGCACCUGGAGACCCAGGAGCUCAGAAACACCUCAGUCCGCUUGGCUGCUGAGAAGCAGAGCUGUGGUCCUGCCCCCAGGCGUCCUGCUCAAGUCCGUGCUUUUUACUUUGCACGCUUUUGCUUCAAGACGACGUGAUUUUGUUCCUCAAAGGCACUGACACUAGUGUGCAGAGUGGCUCCCACCGCGCACCCACGUGGUCCCUGGCCCGCGAGUGGGCAGGGAGAAGGGAACUAGAAAUGGAACCCGUUACGGGUUACGGAGAGAGUGAUGGUGAGGCUGCCAAUCCCUGUUACUCCUUCCUUGAUGGCGUAGGUGAGGGACAGACGUUUUCACGAAGGGUUUUGUGUGGUUUAUGAAUGAUGGUCUGUAACAGACGGGUAAGGAGACGGAGGUUUCCUGGUGCUUGGAGAGUGUGGGUCUUGUCAAGGGAAAUGCCAGUGACCCCUGUGUCAUUGCCCCUUGGGGCCCGUGGCAGAGAUGGGCUGGAACAACUUUUGGUCUGAUCUAAAGUGACGUUCCUACCGGAUUAAAUGGUGUGUUCCAACACGAGUUAGGCUGCUCUAACAAAAAGUACCCCAAACAUAGUAGCUUAAGACGGAACUAAAUGCCUUCCAUGAGAGCCUGGGUAGGUGGUCCAGGCUCGCUUGGUGGCCUGAGGAUGUCCAGGCUCCUUCUGUCUCAUGGCUCCUCCAUCACCUCGGGUGAUGCUUGCAUCCAUGUGCUGGAGGAUGAAUUCCACCCCUUCCGCUGGGUCCGCACUCCUGUUGGGGGCGGGGGGGAGGUGUGUGUAAAGGGAGCUGGAAGCCCACAGGCUGCCCCUCCCAGUCACAUGGCCCCACUUAGCUACAAGGCAAGCGAGGAGAUCCGGCUCUGUGUCUAGGUCAAAUGCGGGGGCCUUGUCAGCAAGCAAAGAAGGACAGAAUGGAUUUGGGGGACAACUGGCAACCUCUGACACAAAUAAGGUGUAGGAUGUGUGCCCAGGAAGGCCUUGGUGGGACAGGCAGCAAACCCUUUUCAAACACUGGCUGCACCUGCCUUGGCACCCUCAGCUCCCCCAGCCGGUCCAGAGGCCAGCAGUCAGGUGCUCCUUCAGGACAGGGUCCUCGGUGACCUCCAGCCUGUCCUUGGCUUCUGCCGUGUGACCUGCUGGCUGCCCCUUCCUUCUUCAGGGUUGUUCCGUUGGCUCCCAUGACGUUGCUCCCAUUUCCUGAUUAUUCUGCCUCUUGGCCUUCCUUUUCUUUGCUGGCUCUUCCAGCCCCCCGACCGGCUGGCUGUGGGUGAUCCCAGACGGUCCUCUGCUUACACAGAAGAUGGCUCAUCUGCCUUUCCCCUCCAGCUGUCACCUCCCUGGGAGUCCUCGGCACCUGUCUGUCUGCAGCUUGCUGAGCUGUCUGGUAGUGCCUUCAAAGCAUCAUGGUAGAUUGGAUUUGAUUCACUUUCCCCCACAGACCACUUCCACUCCCCAGCUUUCCCACUUAGGACGGAGGUUAGAAACAAUGAGGCCAGUAGCAGCCAGCCCUUGAGUACUUACCUUGGGCUGGGACCAUAGGCUUUAUAGCAUCAUGUCAUCCUCCAAACAGUCUGGACUCCUCAUUCUACAUCUGCUUCUGAUCACUCACCAAAAUCUACCACCUCUUCCUUCCUUGCCGGUCUGAGGCUGUGGCAGCCUCCCCAGGCCUGUGUUCCCUGCCAGGCUCAUCUUCCUAUAAACUCCACCUUUGUCCUCUGCACCCCCCUCCUCCCCCGAACGAGGACUUGUAGCGCAUCCUACGGCGAUCCACGUGACUUCCAAACUGUCCAACCCGGCUUUCCAGGUCCUCUGCCAAUGCACUGUUUCUUUUGGAAAACUCACAUAGCUUUCGUUUAUCUGACAAGUUCAGAUCUAGUGCCUUCUGUGUAUGUCAGGCACUGUGUCAGGCUAUAAGGAUACCAUCGUGAACAAGACAGACGUGGCCCCAGGGAAUCCAUUCUAGUGGGAAGACAUACAAAGAAAACAAAACCAAAAUCACCACCGACUGUGAAGUGCUAGGAAGGACAUAAACAGAGGCUUUUAUGCCUUGAGGGGAGGCGGCAUCCUCGUCACUGCUGCCUCCUGUGCCUUCAUCUGUGCCCUUCCGCCCCAUCACCCCCUAAAAUCUUGCCUGUCCUUCCAGCCUCUAUAUCCUCUCUCCUGAUGACAUGAAUCCUUCCCUUCUUCAUUCACUCACUCUACAAAUUUUAUUGAGCUACUGUGUGCAGGUGCCAAAUCAGACAUUGGGAUGCAGCAGAGGAUA